AUGGGGCAUUGGCGUCCCUCUGCCAUCUCACUUGGCAUCACUGAGAUUGUCUUGAUUGCUCAGAAUGCUGUGCAACUCUUGAAGGCAUUCGGUUCGGCAACUGAUGAUGUAUUGAACACCGGCGGGGAAAUCACAGGUGCUGGCCGGGGUUCUCCAUAUUCCUCUCCCAAAGGCCCCAACCUCGUCCAGGUUCACGUCAAAGCUCCCCCAUUCCCCCGCCCGCUGCCCCAGGCUAGAGAGGAGCAUUUCAGGCCCUGUGGGCUCCACACAAGCUUCGGCAACGAGCGGCACCCUACCAUCCUUACCCUGCCUCCCUUCCACUUGAGCGAGACAAAGCUCCAGUUGCUACGGCGUAGAAAAUACUGCUCUGCCAUUCUUCUCUUCCUUUUCCAAACUCUUCUUCUUCCUGAUCCGAGUGACCAAGCAGAAGAGAGAAAGAGGCAUUGA
Colletotrichum lupini is the source of this 447-nucleotide messenger RNA. RefSeq lists its product as uncharacterized. NCBI's taxonomy places the organism in Eukaryota, Fungi, Ascomycota, Sordariomycetes, Glomerellales, Glomerellaceae. The coding region runs from base 1 to 447 and encodes 148 amino acids. The transcript has 3 exons. The record is from RefSeq and is a predicted model, not a curated record.